Molecule: messenger RNA, 1077 nt
Organism: Dracunculus medinensis (Guinea worm)
Lineage: Eukaryota; Metazoa; Nematoda; Chromadorea; Rhabditida; Dracunculidae
Source: the annotation of a GenBank genome assembly
AUGAUAUUCCAUGCGAUUGUUUUGAUACUGCUGACUAAUCCAGUUCAGCGAGCUGAUGGCCUUCGAAUGCCACUUAAAAUUCCUGUAGAAAUAAGGUUUGAUGAUUUAGACCAAUUUUUCAUGCCAAUGAACUGUUCACAUGCCAGUUUCAUUCCAUCAGCUAAAUUACAGGAUGAGACAUGGCGAAGAGGACAUUUGCUCUAUAAAUGUGGGAUCUUUGGUGCUUAUAAAAUAAUUGGCUGCGUAACAAAUGAGAACAAAACUUUGAAAAUUGGUGAGACGUUUGUGGAAGAUAAUGUCGCUCACCAGUGUUUCAACAAAUCUGGCAGUGUUUUUUACCGAGAGAUUAUCUGUGGAUUGCUUGGACAGCCUGACUGUGAUAAACUCACAUUUGUAAGUGUGCAAAUGAAUAAAUUCAAACUCCUGACAAAUUUAAAUUCUUUAAAGUGCACGAUAUUUCUUACAGUCGAUUGCCAUUUGAUAACUGCCUAUUCGAUUCUAAAUAACCCAAUAAAAGCAGAAAUAAAUUUGCCUGCAAUAGAUCAACGCAAAGAAAUUCCAGGGUUAUAUUCAAUAGUUGUGCCGACCGGAUGGAAAAUAGUAGAUUCAAAUGGAAAUUUACUACCGAUAUCUCACAUCAAAAUUUCUGAUGGAAAAAUUGUUGUGGGUCUUGCUCCUUCAAUAAUAAAAUCUUUUUUGUCACGAGCCAGAAAGGACUUUUCGAAGGACUUUCGAAGAUUACAGGAGGCCAAACUAUACGCAGCUCGAAAAAGGCGACAGGUUAAUUUUGAUGCAUCAAUACCUCCCAGGUCUAUUAAUGCUAAGCUCACUUUGGAGCCGUUGCCGAACCAAAGGAUUGUUGGAAUAGGCACUGGAUCAGUAUCACUUGAUGAAAGACAACCUAUAUCUUCCGACGGAACUAGGAAUUACAAGCCUGCGACAGUUACUGGAAGUCGUAGUGACGUAAACUGGUCUGGUAAAACAAUGACAGUUAAUGGCAAGCGAAUCGCAGUAGGGCCUGGAACUUUUACUUUCGGCAACUCGCCACAAGGCCCUAUUUUCAAAAGAAUCAAUUAA